CACACCUGGUAAGAGGCCUAAACUGUCUGUGCCACUCUGCUGGUCAGCGUGUCCCUUCUCUUCAGGGACGUUUUCCUGGGAAGCCGGCUGAUUGUGAGCAUGCUCUUGGUGUGCGCAUGCGCCAGAGGAAAGGGCUGCGGGUGCUGAUGCUACUGUCCGCCGCUGUUUGCUGUUGGUGUGAUUGCCUGCAAAUGUUCUUAGUAAACAGUGAGUCAUUUUUGUCUGUUUCCCGCAGACCUCAUGCUACAGACUAUGCCACACAUAAAAAGGUGACCCUGCCACUUGCUAGUAGAUGCUCAAGGAUGCAGACGAUUAGAAUCUUACCAGUGGCGGGUCCUGAUCCUGAAUGCCAGCGUGUAGAGUUGAUUAAGUCUUUACAGAAAGAAGCAGCACGUUUGAGGGCUUCUGCUCACCAGGAGACAAUCCGUCUGCAGAACCAGGCGGGGCCAAGUGCCCCCUACCAGGACCCCAACAGUGACGAGGAGGGUGAAGCCGUCAAAAACCACGACCAAGGGGAACGCGGAGAGGAAGGGGCCAGAAUAUAUUCUCCAGAGAGUGAUGAGGGACCAGAUGAAGAUGGGGCUCAGAGAUCACUGACAGCAAAGAAACUCACCACUGAUGAGAUGAACCCUCCAGAAAGAGGAAAGCAGGGGGUGAAGAGGAAGAGGAUGACUGAAGCAUAAAACAUGUACUCACUAUAAAUAUGGUUUUCAACUGCUGGCUUCAAAACAAUGAUAAAAUGACUUGGAAUUGAAGUGAGGAACUGAGUUCCUUUUGCAUAAUCCUAGUUGUGGUUUUAAAAUGUUUGGAAGCAAAUCUGUGACUUUAGAAAAUCCAUUGUUCCCAGGUGAGACCAUUUUGGUAACAGUUUGCGCUGUGUCUUGGGUUUUUUUUGUCAGAGCAGGCACAGCGCAAGAGAGCUCAUGGAGACUCAAUGCUUUGUUACGUGCUGUAUGGGCCUUACCAGUUCUAAUCCUCAGAACAAAUCAAAGGGCAGGUGCUGUUUUUCUCAUAUUACAGAUGUAGAAGCUAAGUUAGAACUUAAGACUUCUGUCCAAAGCUUUUUCUUCUCAAGUUUAAAAAAAAAAGCAUUUUUGAGACAAGGAUCAGGAAUUUAUUUGCACAGCCAUCACACUGCUGAGCAGGUGUGUUAACUGACCUUGGGAGAAAGACAUCCCAAAUACCGGAGAGAAAUGGUCACCAGAAAUUAGAGAAAACAAGAGUACUGGGAAACAAAAUACUAGAUUUGACUUCUAGCUUUUUGACUAGUGCAAUAGCUUGAACAUAAUAGGUACAUAAAGGUUUUUUUGUUGAAUAUACAAACCAAUGAUGUUACCUUGGGCAAGUUAACUUCUCUGAAGUCAGUUUGCUCAACUUGCUGGGGUUUGGACUUGACCACUGUGAAUCUUUCAUGAUUUAAUGUUUAUAUUCCUCUACUUCUGAGAAGUGAAAAAUUAGAUAUGUUCAUUUUUUUUUAGAGUCUUAUUGUUAAAUAGAAAAGGUCAAAGAAAAAUGGCCCACUUAACAUGCAGAAAACCUGGGUGUACAUUAUAAUUCCCUCCCUUUUAUAUAUUUAAAGUGUAAUUUCAUAGCUGUGCAGUAAACACAGCCAUAAUUAGCACCAGCUUCAGAAAAGCCAUUUAGAGACUCAUUCAAAAUGCUGAGAGGUACUACCACAGUUCAGUCAUAAGGCUGACUAUUCUUUACAAUUUUAUUGAAGUAUAGUUGAUUUACAGUGUUGUGCUAAUUUCUUUGGUAUAACAAAGUGACUCAGUUAUACACACAUAAGCAUGUUUUUUCAUAUUUUUUCAUACUUUUCCAUUAUAGUUUGUCACAGGAUAUAGUCCCCUGUGUUACAUACAGUAGGACCUUGUUGUUCAUCCAUCCUGUAUAUAAUAGGAUGUCUGUUUUUGUGUCAGUACCACACUGUUUUGGUCAGAAUGGCCUUACUGUAGUACUAUCUCAAGUCUGGGAGGGUUAUGCCUCCUGCUUUGUUCUUUUCCCUCAAGACUGCUUUGACAAUUCUGGGUCUUUUAUAGUUCUAUAUAAAUAUUAGGAUUAUUUGUCUUAGUUCUGUGAAAAAUGAAAUAUGUUAAUUUGAUGGGGAUCACAUUAGAUCUAUGGGUUAGAUUGGCUAUUCUUUAUAGAGGUGGCCUUGAGUCUCUGCUACUUUAGCAACAGGACUGGGGCUAAAGCUGGGCUGAGACUAGAGGCCAACCCUUGCAGACUUGCUGGAAAGCUUAAUAUUUGGUACCUAAAGAACUGAGGUGCCACUGGCUGAGCAAGAAGGCACUCUCCCCACGGCCACAGCUCCUGUCUCCACAGCAACUCAGAGGAGGAGCUGAAGUUACCUGACAACUGAAGCACCCAAGCCUCUGACUCACCAAAGGGGACAGGCAUCAAGCCUUCCCACAUGUGAACGUAAGCCCAAUAGCCAUUCUUGGAAAGCCAGCCAAUACUAAAGAUUCAAGAGAAAUUUCUUUAUUCCUUAAGUUUCAAAGUUGAAUUAUUUGAUAUUUAUCCCUAAAAGUUUCCUCAACCCAUUACACGUUUCACUGAUUUUCUCUUUUGGUUGGUGGAUUUAGGUGACUGAUAAGCGAUAUCUUUGGUUUACCUUAGAAAUAAUCUCUAAUAGCAGGAUUGGCUCCCCUCAGGCCCAGAACGCACUGUAUCAUAGGUCCCUGUUUCUAUUUGUCAACUCAGUUUAAAAAAAAAAAAAAUCAAUUUGACUUUAUAGACAGACCAGACUGAGUACUGAUGGGGAUGAGACUGAACCAUAUGAACUUACUACUUUAUGGGUAUAAAUGGUCAAGUUUUGACAGUUUCAGAAUAACUCAGGGAAAUUAAUAAACUUGUUCUUAAAAGGUAUGUAUGCAGUGAACU
This is a messenger RNA of Cervus elaphus (red deer), 2883 nucleotides long. Its product is annotated as RNA polymerase-associated protein LEO1-like. Bases 117 to 683 code for a protein of 188 amino acids. Gene Ontology annotation, cellular component: nucleus; Cdc73/Paf1 complex. NCBI's taxonomy places the organism in Eukaryota, Metazoa, Chordata, Mammalia, Artiodactyla, Cervidae. Gene Ontology annotation, biological process: positive regulation of transcription elongation by RNA polymerase II; transcription elongation by RNA polymerase II. The record is from RefSeq and is a predicted model, not a curated record. Gene Ontology annotation, molecular function: RNA polymerase II C-terminal domain phosphoserine binding. The transcript has 4 exons.